AUGGCGACCACUACCCACUGUGAUACUUACCAGGACUUUUAUGAGGUUCUACUGAGAGUUGAGGAUUCAGAAAACAUGUCGAGCGAGAGUGAUGAGGAAGAGAAGAAUGAUGGGACAUCGAGCUGCGAAUUGUCCCCAAAGUCAGCAGCAGAAGCCGCAGCAGACUUUCUUGCCGCCGCUUGCGCCGAUUCAGCAGAUUCAGGGUCCGGAUACAACAAUGCACCUAUAAGCAAACAUUGGAAUGGUGUUAAAGCCAUUUUCUGCUAUCUCAAAGAGACGACGGAUUUGGGCUUGUUCUACACCCAUAAAUCCUCGAAAGGAGUCGCCACCCUUCUAGGUCCUCGGGUUGAUUCUAACCUCGUUGGUUACGCUGAUGCUGGUUAUCUGUCUAACCCACAUUGGGCACGUUCACAAAUGGGCUAUGUCUUUACCGUUGGAGACAUCGUUAUAUCUUGGACGCCUACCAAGCAAAUGCUAGUUGCGACUUCUUCGAACCAUGCUGAGAUUCUCGCUCUGCGUAAAGCAUAG
Molecule: messenger RNA, 528 nt
Organism: Pyrus x bretschneideri (Chinese white pear)
Lineage: Eukaryota; Viridiplantae; Streptophyta; Magnoliopsida; Rosales; Rosaceae
Exons: 3
Coding region: 1-528 (175 amino acids)
Source: RefSeq, a predicted model, not a curated record